Oncorhynchus mykiss (rainbow trout) is the source of this 1804-nucleotide messenger RNA. Lineage: Eukaryota; Metazoa; Chordata; Actinopteri; Salmoniformes; Salmonidae. The record is from RefSeq and is a predicted model, not a curated record.
AGUGAGAGAGAGAAAAAAAAGAGGGCGAGAGAGAGAGAGAGAGAGAGGGUACUGCCGCAUAAAAUAGUGGACAGUGAUAUCCACACCAUUUCCAUGGUUUGGCUGCGUUAGGUGGAUUCGACUAAACAAUUUGAAAAAAUAUCAGUGCUUGGAUGUGAAUUUAUCUACACAUCACUACCUUUUUGUGGAUAUAAUGCAGUCCUUUUCCUGGAUUUACACACAGGUCACCUCAACCUUCACCUUCUAUAAACUACCUUUCUAGAUCUGGCUCAUGAUGGUGAAGAGGCGUACGUUCCCUCUACUGAUAGCUUCUGCUCUGGCAGUCAUGGUCUACGUCAUCUUCACAUUGCCCAGGUCACAGCCAGGCAACCACCAGCACCUCUAUCUGCACCACAUCUCUGACCAGUCCAUCACGCCUGUCAACGACACCAAACACUUCAUGGUGGGGGCCUACAAGGAACAUCGUUUGGAGGGAAGCUCCGUACGCAUCAUCAGUAUCUUCAGACGAGACUCUGUCCAGCCUCUGUACUGUGUGUUCUACUGUGGGACUCACUGGGCUAAUGGAAUGAAGGCUGAAGUCCAGAUGCACUCUGAUCACUUUGGUUUCCGCUUCGUGACGACCGACGUCCUUUGUCCGAAUCAUCCCGACUGCGACCCAUCACACGUGACCCUCGCCAUACAAGCUGACGCCGAGCUCGCUCAGAACCAAACCUUCCUCCACAUCCAGAACCUUGUGAAAAGGGAGGAAGAGGAGUUUCAGUUCAACUUCACUGUCUGUUGGUCCAAUUUAUUUGGCGAUUAUAACAACGUGCUUCAGGUCACCCAGACUCUGGAGAUGUACAAGUUGUUGGGAGUGCAGCAUGUUGUGGUGUAUAACACCAGCUGUGGACCAGACCUGGAGAGACUGCUACAGAGUUACACACAGGAGGGCUUUGUUGAAGUGGUGCCCUGGCCUAUCAACCAACACAUGAACCCGUCCAAUGGGUGGCAGCCCAGUGAACAUGGAGGGGACAUCCACUACUAUGGCCAGUUGACCACUCUAAAUGACUGUGUCUACAGAAAUAUGUAUCAGUCACGCUAUGUACUGCUGAACGACAUCGAUGAGAUUAUAGCUCCAUACCAGCAUCAAACCCUGCCCCAGAUGAUGGAUGUACUUCAGAGGCAAAACCCAAAGGCUGAAGUGUUCCUCAUAGAGAACCACAUCUUCCCUAAGUCCCAGUUUGAGCCCAGUGGAAGGUUUGAACGACCAAACUGGCGGGAUGUUCCAGGGAUCAACAUCAUGGAGCACAUCUACAGAGAGGAGCCAGACUAUCGCAUCUACCACCCCUCCAAGAUGAUAGUACGGCCCAGGGCAGUGGAGCAGACGUCGGUCCACUCUGUGCUGCGUAACUUUGGGCAGACAGUGAAGGUUCCUCCUAACGUGUGUCAUAUCAUCCAUGUCAGAGUUCCCCUACAAGGAGGACUGACCAAGAAGGAGCUGCAUGAAGACAAGAGGGUCUGGGACUACGAGAGCCAGCUGGUUCCUAAUGUAGAUAAAGCAUUGGAGAAGGCAGGACUACUGCGCAUGUGAAUAGAUUUGCUUCAUCCUGAACCAAACCUGCAGAGAAGUUUAGCCCCACACUUGAACGCUCUUAGGUGUUGCAGACAUUGACCCGCUAUGCUGUUUACUUUGUGCCUCUGCUUCAUAUCGCUGAGUCUAUCUUUAAGUGUAUUACAAUUGUAAUGAAAGUAUGAAUAGUAUUUGUUUUAUUUAUUUGAUUUUAUCUGUACUUAAAGUAAUAAUAAUAAAGCCCCUUUACAAUGA